CCGGCAACCAUGUCUGACAAACCCGAUAUGGCUGAGAUCGAGAAAUUCGAUAAGUCGAAUUUGAAGAAGACAGAAACACAAGAGAAAAAUCCUCUGCCUUCAAAAGAAACGACUGAACAGGAGAAGCAAGCUGACGAAUCAUAAUGAGGCGAGCGCCGCCAAUAUGCACUGUAG
Molecule: messenger RNA, 174 nt
Organism: Psammomys obesus (fat sand rat)
Lineage: Eukaryota; Metazoa; Chordata; Mammalia; Rodentia; Muridae
Product: thymosin beta-4-like
Exons: 1
Coding region: 10-144 (44 amino acids)
Biological process (GO): actin filament organization; regulation of cell migration
Cellular component (GO): cytoplasm
Molecular function (GO): actin monomer binding
Source: RefSeq, a predicted model, not a curated record